CUUAGGAGUGAUGUAAAGACCAGUUUGUACAAAGUAUCUUUCCCUGGCUUUAGAAACAUGAAGAUCCAGUCGUUGGAGUCGACAGGUCAAGAAACCAUUUUCAACUGCGUAAAGAGGAUAUUUCAGAUGCCAGGAAAUAGACGUCGGAAACCUCAUUUGGAAAAAAUGGUCGUUUUUAAUGCAAACGGUGAGAAUCUUAAUGUUGGUCGGCCUGUUGGAUUAUUUUCCACGGAGGAAACCUAUGAAUGCUACUUUAAGAACAAAAACCUCGUGUUUAAUCCAAGUGGCUUGUAUCGCCUGUAUGCUGUGGGAGACUACAACAGUGACUGGGAGGUUGGCUCUUUCGUUGUGUCAUGUUCAGAAGGAAAGAUUGCUCCUGGCGUCAGCGAUUUUUCGAAGAUCAACAUUAACAAGAUUAAGGUUGACUUCUUGAAUGAUGAAACAAUUUUUGAAGCCUUGGCGAGAGACAACAGAUUCAAAGAGGAAAAACUUCGAAGUUGCGGGGCAACUUUUGAUCAGACACAAACACCUCUUUCAUCAAAAGCUGCACACAUUCAGGGCAAGGACAUAGAACUUGUUUUUCUAAAUGAGAAAGACAGUAACGUUCCCGAAUCAGUCUCGCCAAGGCCUCACCCAAAUCCUUCUGUGACCGCUGCAAGCAUUAAACCAAAGCAGCUUGAGCAGAUUGCUUCAGCUACAUGUUCAGCUAGCUGUUUGACACCAUUGCCAGUAGAUUCAAGUACUCCAGUGACAGCAACACCAUCUCUUAAGACGAGAGAUAAGUCUGCCCGGUUGGUUGACAUAAAAUUUGAUAUCAAAUGUAAAACAUUAACUGUUGACAAAAAUAGGGGGGAACUAGUCAAGCGGCGCAAGAAAUUAGAAAACUUUGCGCUAAAGGAAGGCUGCAGCUGCUAUGUUUUCGAACAGGAGGAACUCAUUGAAAUAGCUCAGUCAGUUGGGGCUAUUUUCAAAUUGGAUCCUGCUGAUCACCCGGUUUUGGUUGGGACCUGUUUUAGGAUUGGUACGGAGUACAUUAUUACCAAUAAACAUGUCAUGGAUGGAAUUACAAACAUGGCAAAAGACCGCGUUUAUGUUAAUUUCAAUUUUAAGAAAGCAGGGCAAGCGGAUUCAAAGCGAAGUUUCAUAAAAGGUGUACUGAUAUGUUCUGCGGAGCUGGAUUAUGCAAUAUUAAGAAUGGAGAACUCCCAUGAGCAGUUGCCGCCGUGCAUUUUUUCACAUGGUAUCAGUAUUAUGAAUCCGGCGUCCCCAGACAGCAACUGGUCCGUGCUAGAUGACAAGUUCCUCAGACUCAUCGGCCACCCACGAGAAGAACCAAAACAGAUAGACCUGAUGUGUACUAUAAAUGCACGUCCUCAGAGCGGCCUUGAGUGUUGGUGUUAUACUUUGCGAAGGGGAGAGGAGUUUGAGGGUGAAGCAGUGAAAAAUUACAAUGAAGGCAAGGACCGCCGAAGAAGAACUUACCAAAGCAGCAACUUUUUUCACGGGUCCUCCGGCUCUCCGGGCAUCGUGUGUCUUAAUGGCAAAAAGUGGCUGGUAGUUCUUCACGCCAGAGGGUUUAGGGAUGACAAGGACAACUUUUUUGUCGAACAAGGCGUGCUUCUCACAGAAAUAUACAAAGAUGUCCAAAAACAAAUCAACGAAGCCCAGCGAGAC
Molecule: messenger RNA, 1674 nt
Organism: Porites lobata
Lineage: Eukaryota; Metazoa; Cnidaria; Anthozoa; Scleractinia; Poritidae
Source: the annotation of a GenBank genome assembly